GGCUUGCUGUACGUGAUUGACAGGGUGUGCUGCGAAUAUUUAUUUCGUGGCCGACACCUUGUCAGUAGAUAUCUCUUGCUUCUCGUAAAGAGUCUCAAAGCACAAAUGCAUGUUGGCUCGGUAGAUAGGGAACGAAUUCUUAUCUGCACCCCUGCUUUUGUUGCAGCUCGCGCGAUGACAGUUGUCAAGUGGUUGGGACGACGAUACAUGUCGCCAUGGCCAUCGUCAUCAGCAUCACCGCCGGCCCGAGAAGUUUAUGCGGAUGUUUGCGUGCGCCCCGGAUCCCGUUGCUUGAAGCACUGCACGUUGUGUAGGGUGUCCCGCUGGCGGCAACGCCGCGGUUCGCGUUGACAUAACGCGCUACUCGAUGCCCCCAUGUUCAUGUACCGGCCUCCUCGCGACAAACUGUCAUUCGUUGCCAAACGCGACGACGUCUGUCCGAUGACAGCGGCCGACGAUGUCCGCCGUCAGGAAAAAGUCGACCGCCGACCCGAAAAGCGUUACCCCUUCACUCUGCGUGACAGAACUUGUCCAGCUGACUCAGCUGGGCAUUCCGCUGGAGCACGUCACAUGGCCGCGUGUCACGGUCACCCCGAGCCAGUGGCUCUGCAUUCGUCACACCAUGACCUGCCGAAAUGCUUCCAGCAGCGCCGACAGGUGCUCAGUGGUGACUGUGUUCAACCCACAGCGAUCUGCGCCGCAGACUUACAAGGUCGAGGCACGCUGUGCCAAGCUGAAUCCAGACAAGCCCCUUUUAGCCAUCACAGACCAGUGGGCGCUGUACCUGUACAGCACGCGCACCAAGAAGCUGCUGCACAAGAGUCGACUGGAACGAGACCUUGUCUACUGGGCCUGGGUCACACCAUCCACACUGGGACUGGUCACACGCGAUGCUGUCUUCCAUUGGGACUGCUCUUCGGCCCCAACAGAGCCGGCGUUCAUGUUUUCACUUCAUGAGCGCAUACGCAACACGGAACUCGUAGGCUACAUCACAGACCCAGGCCUCAAGUGGCUGGCAGUCACUGGACUCUUUCAAGAGGAGCAGGUGGUCUCUGGCCUGGUCCAGCUGUACAGCGUGGACCGGCGAGUGAGCCAGCUGCUGCCCGGCCAGUGUGCGCAGCUGUGCAGGCACCAGUUCCAAGGCCAGGCACAUGCUUCGCAGCUGCUUCUGCUGGCGGACAGGGGACCCGCGGGGCAGCGGCCCGAGGGCCGGCUCCACCUGUCCGAGCUGGGCCCGCCUGCCAGCACGGGUGGCGCCCUACGUGGGCCCAUCGCCGAGACGCUGGAGUUCUUCGACCCCCUCGACAAGUUCGACUUCCCUGUGUGUCUGCAGGUGUCCAGCAGCCAGGGCCUGGUGUACGUGCUGACCAAGUGCGGGGUCGUUCACUUGUGCGACCUGGAGACAGUGACGCCACUCUGUCUGCACGUCGUGUGUCCCGACAUCACUUUCACUGCCUCGAUCACACCCACUUGCGGGCUCAUGGUUGUCUCACGCAAUGGCCAGGUUCUCUUGGUGGAGAUCAAAAAGGCUGCGCUUCUACGGCGCAUCAUAGAGGUGGUGAACAGACCGGCCAUCGCCACUCGACUGCGCCAGACCUUGCCCUGAGUGUGCACCCUGGCUGCCCCGGCACUGCCCAGAGGCAGUGCAAGUGCUGCACUGGGUCAAAGUAAUGCUCUUGUGUUUGUCUAGUCAUCGGGACUGGGUGUGAUGGUCCAUCAGGGUGCUGUGAAGCGUUUAAUGUGUACUUACUCUUUGUGCCACUUGCUUUUCUAGUGCGUGUAAGGUGCAGAGUCUGCCUUAGGUCACGGGCAUGCUCUAUUCUGUUUGUGUACAUAUAACCAGCACUGCACGCAACUUGUGUGUCCAGUUCAACUUCAAAUGAGAGAGCAAACAAAGACUCUGUCUUUGCAACUAGCACCGGUUGCACAGUGUUAAAUUUUUGAGAAAGGUGAUCUUCAAAAGCAAUGUUGUCUUUUAUGUUUGGUCUUUGUUGCUGCUACUUCUGCUAGCUGCUAAAACGUGGUAUGGCUUCUGUACAGUGAAAGACGAAUUUGUGUGCAAACCUUGAAUUCUAAUAGAGUUGCAUGACAGAGAGAAUUUCGCCUUUAAAUGCAGCUGCAUGGCAAUGGGUAUGGCAUUGCCUUGGAAGCCAUGUGUAAGGGGGAAACAAUUCUAGUGUAACCUGCACUUCUGCUUUGUACUUAAAUUUAUUUAAAUUUUAGUGCUCAUUAUGCAUGAAAAAGUAUUUUGAAGGGCCUUGCUUUUGUUGCAUAGGAUUACUGCGAUAAAAUGUGUUUCACGGGGAUUUUGCUUCAUAUUCAUGAUGUAAGGGCAUUGUAAAGGGACCGUUAACUACACUGAACAAUGUGGUGACUCAUUUAAAUGGAAUUGAGCUGCAAUUAACAUUUGAAUGCAUUAAUCACACAAGUGGGUUGUAGGGAGUGCGUGAAACAUUGCAAGUAUGUUGCUGAGGCUUUUCAAAAAACAGCUGUGAUUGAAUGGCUGCGCUGCUUUCACUGGCAGCACUGGCACUGCCCAGCGUUCUGGCUGCUUCUUAAGCCAGACUGCUGGCUAUGCAUCUUCUCGCGUAUAAAGCAGGAGGGCUGUCUAAAAGCAAGGACCAAAGUUUCCGUUUCAUCCUCGUUCAGCAUACAUGGCUGGCUCUCAGUUUUCUGCCCGUGCUUUCCCUUUCAAAACUGCUGCACUUUCUUAAGUCGUGCAGGGUCUGUUUACUAGUGUAGGACCUUGCAUACGAGGUGUUUACUAGUGUGCAAGGUCUGUUUACUAGCAUAGGAGAUGUAGUAAACCAACCCCAUGGGCCUGCCCUGAACACAGAAGUCUUUCUUUGCAAGAAGGCAAACUUUUCGCAUGUUCAAUGAUUUUGUCAAACAUUGAUGUGUCUUCUUUUUAUAUCUAUAUAUAUAUAUUGUUUGUGUUUCGUGCUGUGUUUCAGUCUGAGGAUUUCAUGCUGCAACACUCUGUGCGAAUGUGUUGUGUCAUAAAUGCUUCUAUAAUUGUUUUCACUGGAGCUGCAUUGCAGCAUGCUUGGGAAGUUACACGUUUUCAAGAUUGAAGCAAAAUGACCGCCCUUUCGUUGUUGUACUUACUUUGAUCUAUUGCAUUUCUACUAAAGGGGAGGGGGGAUAUUCUAUAGCAGUCCACCUAGUGAACUGUCCAUUUCGGCCACUGCUGAUUGGCUGGGGCUGCUCGUCUCCCCCUCGCUUGUACAGCUGCAUUCAAUCAGCAGUGGCCGAAAUGGACAGUCCACUAGGUGGACUCCCACAGAAUACCGCCCCAGUAUAUUUUUAGGCUGCUCUACGAAAAUGUUGUGUAGAUAAGGAAGCAGGAUGUAAACAGCUCUUCUGGCGAAACCACUGGCCUCUUCACACCAAAAGUUCACACGAAGUCAACAUUUUAUGGUGCAUUUUGUUUACUAAUAUGUUUGGGUGGAGCUACUCGACUGUUUCAGGGUGGAUAAAAUGCAACUUCAUGUCACCUUUGGCGAUGCAGAAAAAAGUAAAAGUUUCAGGGAAAACUAUGGUGGCACCAUCUGUGGCUGAUACAGCAAAACGCAGUGUGUGCCCUGCCUUGCUGUAGCAGUGGCAGAUAGAGGUGCCAUUGCACAGCCGAGAAAACCUCUCUAGCACAACCACAGAUGAAGCGUGCUUCCGAAUGAUUCUGAAUAAAAGAUCCAAGUACUGCACCCAAGCAUGCUAUUAUGCGGAAUGCAACUCGGAGUGUUUACCUUUGGUGUGAAAUUUGACUGUGAACAAGCCGGUGGUACAGUUUGAGGGAGUGCUUAUAUACUUGUUUCCCUUAUUUAUGCAACAUGCUGUAGACACGUUAAAACAGCUGCAUUUCUUUUCCUCUCUUGUUUUGGAAUCAAGUAACUUUUCUCUCUAUAUGUUAGUAUGUUUACCUUGAUUUACUUUUCUUAUAUAUUUGUACUAUAUAUAUUGUUUUAUGCCACCCUAUGUUUAAAUAUGUGAGCAUGCAAGUUCUGGUUGAGAUGUCAUUGCCUUUUCUAGAAUUGCUGAUCACCUAGGUGUUGCCCUCAACGUCUGUUACUUGUAGGCACCACUGAAGCUUAUGAUGUUGUCAGAGUCUGCCGUUGCGGGCCUUAAUCCAGCAACUUCAUUUUUUCUGUGCUUGGGCUAACUUCGAAUGCGAAGUGACAGUGAAAAAGCUCGGCAGCAUUAAUUCUGUUUUAUUCUGCUAUGCUUUACCAAUUACUAAAGGCAAAGAUGCUAUAUCAGAAAGGCUGCAAGUGUAUAUUUCAUGAAGUUUUCUUUAUGGUGACUGCUUUUUUUAAACACACGACUUCCAUGUUUUUUAGGGCGAUACAAGCAGGAAUGUUCGUCUAACACUUGGCGCCGCAAACUGCACGUCGAGUUAGCAAUACCUGCAGUUCAUUUUCAGCUUUGAGCAUUUUACAGCAAGUAUGUAACACGUCUUUAGUAGCAACGUCCUUUUACGAACACCUCGCGUCAUAUGGUGUUGCCGCGCCUAUGCUAACUCGUGCACCUCUUGGAGGGGGGUCGGACGUAAGCAGACACAUUUUUUAGCCAUGCCGAGCUUUGAGUCAGGCGGGUGCCAGACUUUUGCCUUUAAUGAAAUCGAAUGAAAUGUGAGCCUGUUGCGAGGAGCUGGAACCGCACUGUGGGUGCCAAGUGUUGCCGAUUUCACUGUACUUAAUCUGUGCUAAUUUAGUUAUUGCUGGGUAAUGAUUAGCUGAUACCAUUUCAGAGCGAUUGUGUGGCUUGUCAUGUUUCAUACACUCUCCACUGGCUCACUUGUUUAGUUGCUUGUAAGUGAAAGUUCUUUUUUGUGUGUGCGCGCAGUGUUCCGGAUACUGUAUUUUCUUGAAUUUAAUCUCCACCCCAUUUUUGUUGCUUUGCUGUUUACGACAAAAGUGGGGAUACUGUUUAGAAUUAGAUGUAACUGAAAGACUGUUACUAAGCCCCAGUAACCCGCCGGCAGAUUUUAAGAACAGCUCUUUGUGGGCAGUUCCUGAAACAUCUGAGAAACACUGCAAAGCAGCUGCCUUGCCCCCCCCCCCCUCGCAUGUUGCCUUUGUUGCAAGGUAUCCUGUCUUGGCUGACGAUUUUGUCUUUCAGUUUUGAUGAGCAGUUCAUGGGUCAGUGCUGUGCAUCUUGUUGGCAGUUCGGUCGCUUUGUGCGCUUUGUUUAGUUUUCACCAUGUUGCCCUUUGUUCAUUUACUGGUUGCUUAGCCCUUCAGUGUUGAAGCUUGCUGUAGUGCUGAACGUUAUCAUCUCUCUCACUGUAGACAGGCUUGACUCAGUAAGUUGAGACUGGAUGAAGGGAACACCGUGGGUUGGCUGUGAAGACAACAGGAAGUGCGUCGCAUAGUUUGGCAUUUGCCAGUCAGUCACUUAAUAGUGGGUGACCUGGUAUCUUAAAGGGACACUAAAAGCAAAUACUAAGUUGACGUGGACUGUUUAAAUACCAUUACAGAAACCUCGCAGCGCUUGUUUCGGGCCAAGAAAAGACUUGGUUUACAAUAAACUUGCAUCUGAAAGGUCCGAAUACCUUUUUAAAAAUUAAAUCACCCACUACCCAACCCCUGCAACAGGGAAAGUUGGGUGGUGGGAGGUGACGUUGCAUACGCCAUCACCACUCUUUGCUGCCGUUGGUGGUAAAAUGGUGGCCGACAGACGGAGGUACCGAGCCAGGUCAAGUGGCGUAGACUGUUCGAGCAUUCCGUGAGAUCACAUGGAAGUUGAAUACUCUGCUACUUGCUGUUUGAGCGAGUUUCGCGAGCCAGCAAAACAAGUGCAGCACUAUGCGAUAACGAAACUACUACAACGUGAAAGCGAAAAUGAAACCUUUCGAGCACCUGUGUCGUCAAGGGUAAUUUCAAUGAGUUCUUUUUUCUAAAUAUAAAAUAGAACUGGGCAAGUAGCAUUUUAUUUUGCCUUAUUAUACAAUACAAGGGUGCUUCUUGCAACGAGUGGUUGAGUACUAGGGACAGAAUUUAACUGAGGAGUGCUUUCGUCAUCGGACAAGCACUUAAAUGCCCUGAGGGAGUUUCUAAUUAUGUCCUGCAUUUACCUCAAUUUCAUGAUUAUUAAGCCUCUGUUCGUGGUAAUAUUGACACCUUAAAGAUUCUCGAGCACUAAUCUAUCACUUUAGCUUGACUUAAUAUUUGCCGUUAGUGUCCCUUUAAGCAAGUAUGCAUCCAUUGCAUUAAAACACAUAGGUGCCAGAAUGCAAAGAGUUUGGAAAAAAAAAGUGCUUUCAUCAUGCUUUCUUUUGCCUUAUGGUUGUCUCAGAUGUGCUGUAACUUUUGAUCGGGUUCUUAUGGAAGGAAGCGGUGGUAUCAGUUAAAUGAGAAAUUUGAGCUAGCUGAUAACUUAGAGCAUGUCAUCAUGAUUUACCGGUGUUAGAUACACUUUCAUUUUGCAGAUUUGCUUUUAAGUAAUAUAUCAGCUGUGCUUAGUUAAUUAUAGUGCAGCAGGUACCCUACUGGAUAGCAAUGGGUAUAGACUCCAGAAUAAGCACUGUCAUCACACCCACUUUGCUUGGUGUAUUUUUUAUGAUAUGCUAGUGUCGCUGACUGGCCUUUCACUGCCAAUUUAGUCCACGAGUCUACAUUUGUAUGAGAAUUUAUUUCACUGUGCUAGAAGCUUAUGAUUUAGUCAUUCCUGGAACCAGGUGGGCUCUAUCACCUAUCGACAUCCUGGUGCCAGGCAGACUGUAUUGUCAUUCAUUUUCGUUGUUAUUUAUUUCCUUGUGUUCACCUCUUAUCACUUUCUGUAUUUUUGACACUGUUCGUGUUGAUGGCGCUCUUUGUGUUCCUGUAUUUAAUGUGUAAGCAACUUUCACACCAAAUAAGCCGGAGAGCUGUUGGUGGACCCCUUCAUCUUUGUCAAAGGGGCUGAUGCAUAUUGCGCUUCUUUUUGCGCCAAUACUUCCGUAGCUCUCUGAGAAAUGCGUUGAACUUUUAGUGUACACACAAUGGUCUUGUGCUACGCUAAACCACGUUAUGUUUGAGUGAGGCACAUUAUUGACUACACUGUACUUGGGAGAAGCUGUCACUGAGCACGUGAUUUCUGACAUACCAAGAUAACAACCUCAAUCACCUUUGGCGGCACUUUCGCCACUCUUGCAGCAUGUAACCCUCAGCUUGGUCCCUGUGUCUGGUAGGGCUAUUGUAACCUGUUGUUGGGGUCAUUUCUAUCAUCGAUCCUUUUAAAUAACUUGCCAGUGCAUUGUCAUCACGGUCUGCAGCCUCGUUAAGUUGACCUGCACGACAAAGGUCUUACCCGGAGUUCCACCAUCACCCUCGUCACGCAUGAACCCAACCUGCAUAUUUCGAAGCUUUAUCGCUCUAAUUAUGGUAUGUCAUCAGCUGCAUUUUUCAUCCUCUUGCAACUCCAGUCCAUUACCCUGGCAAGCCACACUUAUCUGCUUGUGACAUUGCAGCGGCCUGCUAAGCUCAGUCUUUUGUUUAACAUCCACAAUGAUUGUGCAGUUUUCUUUUCAAGGAUAGCGGUAAAAUUUCAGUAUUCUUUCAAUUUCUUGCCCUUGAUCCGAAUGCCCUGUGACUACAAAUUGGCCAUUCAUGCAUUCGUGAUUGACACCAUUCAGUAAACAGUAAUUAGCGAAAUUCAAGUUCAUUAAGUAGGUUACUAGCAGUCAUCACCCAGUUUUCUGAUUUGUACCAUUUACUUGAAUUCCAUUCCGCAGAAAUAAUUGCUUUGUGUCAACUUUGCUAUGUUUAAUAAUUGGAGGUACAUGUAUUUGUUGCUUGAACGUCCUGUAUAUCAACGUUUAGGGCUCACGAACGCGCCCAUUUCUUGCUGAGGUCGCAUUCCAUGCUGAACCACUACACGUAUAGGGUGCUUAAAGACUGGUUGGCUGUACUUAACACCCUUCUUUAUUCUCGCAACCUGCUCCCAUGGUAGAGAUCAGGUAUAUUUACUUUGCAGAUGGAAAAUGUAGUGCAUGCUAAUUUCUACACACUGAAAAACACACGCACACAAAAUAAUAAUAAUAAAAAAGAAAGUAAAAAAACAUUACCUGUUUGAGCAAAUCUCUGUUGUUAAACUGCGACCGCGUGGAAUUUUUAUUUAAUCUUAAGAAAAACCCGAAAAAAACAAACGCUCCAGCAUUCUUAUUUAUACCUGAGACACAGACAGUAUUUGUGCUAAUCUAGUUGCAGACCACUGUACUGCUUCACAGAAUCCGGAGAGUCUAAAUUCAUUUUUAUAAUUCCUUUUCCGCAAGGCAUAUCUUUUUUUUUUGCAGUAUGAUUUCUUGCUAGAAAGAUACUGUAAAUUGCUUACACAAUUGUCUUAUGGAGAUUGUAAUUUCCAUGUUGUUUACACAUAGCCUUAAUUUGUGGGAAUGCAGAGAUGCGAUUGGGGGACCUCCCGGAAAGGAAACAAAGCUGCUGACCAUAUAAAAGCCAGUUUCUUAUGCUCUGGAAUAGCAUGCUUGAAACUCGCUUUGUGCAGAAAGCUGAUGCAUCUCAGCAUUGUUGUAGAACUUUUCUCUGUAAGAAAAAGUCUAAAUGAAAUACUGUAACUAGCUGGGCCAGUUGGUCUUGCAUCAUUUUUGUGUCAAGUGCGAACGUUUAACAGAAGCACACUCGUGUCUUCUUGUUUCUGUGUUUCUGAAGAACUUUCGUUAAACUUCAAGCGUGAAUUGUACUUCCUGUUUGCUGCUACUGUUUUGCCCGCUAUUUGCACUUGUCAGAGCUCCCUGCGGGCUAACAGCUCCUCAUAGAUAUAGAUAAAAGUUGUGUAUUCACAGACUCUUUGAUGGCUGCCAACUCUUUUGAUACCCUGUCUCUGCUUUGGAACAUGUGCGUUCCAUUAGAAAGCAGUCACUCAGUGAAUGUCUGCUGUCUCUGCUUAGGAGUUUAUCCAUAGUUUACCCUGUGUCGAGCUACCUCGUGUGGACCACACUGCUUUUAAAGGGCCCCUAAGCCACCCCUGCCAUUUUGAAUAUGUUGUAAAUAAGCAUGCACAUUGUGCACGGAAUGCCACGGUGAUCAUUCGAUGAACAUGGAAGCACUGUAUGCUGUGGGCAAUCCACAAACUAAAUAAAAAGAACAAUCCUGUGCUCUUCUUCAGGCUUUUAUGGUCCCUUCACCCGUUGUUAUGCCAAUAGGUCCACACAUGCGAUGGCACCAGGGUUAACUCUCUUGAUUAGUCGGUCAACAAGGGACAAGAGCGCCAGUGUGCUCAGAAAUGGCCUGGUGUUCUGAGAAGGAAAGGGGUUCGGGAUUGCCCAUUGCGUGCCGCUGAUCUUUCCAUGAAGCCUCUGCACAGUAUGUGUCGUGCGUAGGGCGAUGAGCAGCAUACUAUGAAGGAGCCCUUCUUCUGGUUAUCUGUUCUGGUUGGCUGAUGCAACCGCUAGCUUUCACUGCACUGAGCAGAGUUGGUGAGACAGACUACAGAGAGUGCCCGUGGGGAGGGGUAGCAAAGGCGAGCAUGAAACUAUGGUGGCUGCGUAGUCAUUCAUCAGACACCUAUAACUUUGCUAUUACGGCACCAUUUCCAAAACUCCUGCAGCUGUGUGGUCAUUGUAGAAUGGCACACAGCUGCAAUCAUACAACAAAUUUUCAAGAUCAGAGUGGUUUAGGGGCCCUUUAAGGUACCCAGGAUGACUAGGUGUAUUCUGAGGUACCAAGAGUGGCAAGCAGCCGUCAGUGCUUUUAGGAUGUCUUUCUCAAUCUGAGGUUUGUUGUAGCUUUCUGAAUCUGUGGACUGUACCUAAUGCUUUUGAUCUGAAGAAGUCGGGUGUUCAACACAACAUUGGAAGCUGCAUGUGACAAAUGUGUGCUGGGGAUGGCAUUUCUAGUGUCAAUCAAGGAGACUCGGAGAAUUGAGUUUUCACAGGAUACUAACAGCCGCUCUUUAAGCCGCAUUUAGCACGCUUUCAUGACCCAUAUUGUACACAGCAGGUUAUCUCAUCAGUCUCGCUAUAUGUUUCUGUGCUUGCUUUGCAACACUAGAUUGCUUUUGAUUUUACUAGCCCCGACAGCUUAAAAAACAAAGACUGUGUUUAGGAAGGUGCCUGUCAUUGCAUUAAAACUGCUGCGCGCUGGUGGGUUGUACAAUGUGACUAAUAACCAGCAUUUGCAAGGAAAGUUUUCUGGAGAAGCAAACACUGUUAAAACAUUAAGGUGCAUAAAUCUACAAAUGAGCAAGUGCAUGGUCAUUGCACAUGAUAAAGCCUAAUGCAUCCUGGCAGCAUGCUUUCAUUGGUGCCUUCCAAAGUCAGUUUCCAAAACUACAAUGAACUUAUCACAGAUGGUGAUGCCAAGCUUGUAGCAGUCUCUUGGACUGGAAAGAGCUAUAGCCCCUAAAUGGACCACAAUGUUACAUUACAUCUAGUCAGGAAGCACACCUUUUCGUUUGCUAUGCCAGGCAUGUGUCUUUGCCCAGCUUUACAUGCAUUUCCACCACUGUCUAAGCUUGGGCCUAUGUUCAAGGCAGGCAUGGUGUGGGGCGAGAUUUUAUGCAUAAUGACUUUGAGAAUUGAUGCAGGUGAAGACGUGGUGUAACAUAUGCCUGUCAUAUGUGAGGUGUCCCAACUGAUAUGCAGCAAGUUUUAAAAAAAUGAAGUGAAACCUGCUGCAUGGAUGACACUAACCGUGUAUUAGCAACCACUUGAAGAAGUUUCGUGCGCUUAUUGAGCAAUUAGCACUGAUUAAUAAUGUAAGUCUUUGGUUAUUAACUUCAUGGCCACAGUGUCAAUAUGUGGCUUGUGAGGCACACUUAAGAAUGCCACUUUCACUUGUUUACGGUGUGUUACCUUUUGCAUAGCUCUUUCUUUUGCAAUUGAAAGAAUGAUGUUGCGAUGUGCGAGUGGUGGGCUACAUAUGGUUGUAGAGCAUUUUUUGGGCUGUCAUUCAACUUCGAAAAGAAAGAGCUGUGUAAAAGGAAGCAGAUCAUGAAGAACUGAAAAUGGUGUUUUCAAAUGUGCUUUACAAACCAUACAUUGACAUUGUUGUCAUAAUGUUGACAAUCAAACACUUACUUUAUUGAUAGCUAAUAAAUACUUAGUGAGAACACCAAGCAUACUGGAGUCUUCUUCACGAGGUAGCUAAAAUGCAGUUAGUUUCAUCCACACAAAAAGCUUCAUUUCUCUUUAAAACUUGCUCCAUGUUAGCUGUGACACCCGGAACAUGCUGUGACAGAGGACGACAAAGUAGUGUGGUCCCCUCCUCCUCGAUCUUAAGGUUUUCUCUCGGUGCCGUCCCGCUGGAAUAACCUUAUGCUAUCUCGUCCAUAACUGUGCCAAAAUGGUCGUGCCUGCGAGUUGACGUGUCCGUGUUCAUGUCCAGUAAGAGUAGGUUAAGUUUUGUAAUAUCCCCGACACUUGAUUAAACUGUGGAAGACGAUGACAGACACCGCAUAGGUUGUCUUCUUUCACUGUUUAAUAAUGCAUCUAGCCUAAGAAGCUAACUAUUGCUAGCUACCCUUGUUAUGCGGGCAGUUCUGAUCGUCAUUGAACUCUAUCUGUAUUGUAACUUUCCAAGUGCAAUCAAAGCACAAGGAGGAUCAUAGCUUACUGCGAUGAAGCUCAACAGUGCUUGAAAGCGGCCAUGUAGCAGUGCACCAUAUGCACUGAGCUCCAUACACUUCUACUCAAGCAUGCUCGAAAGUGCGUCAAAAAUGUGUGGCCAGGGCUAGAUGCAUCUUGUAACUAUCCAAUAAAACUUAGUCAACCAGUGUGCUUAUAACUAUUCAAUAAGACUUGGCCAACCAAUGUGCUGUUUGAUGCUUUAUCGCCGAAGAAAUAGCGAAAAAAAUGUGAUGGUGUAAAUAUACCCCUUGUCGGUUGACUGCAGUUCAGUUGUAACAUUUACAGUAUUGCAGUUGCAAACAAAUGUGAACUGAAGUGCAGUGUGAUCUGAAUGGGAAACAAACACCAAAACUUCAUGCACUGUGUACAAGUGGGUUGUGUACACAAAUGGCUUGCCUAUUAGUCUGGCAGUUGGCAAUCACAUCUCUCCUUGACUGAAGCAGUGACAACCUCCCUCUCCCUCUUUUUUUAUUUUGGUCUUGGAAGUGUAGUGCUUCAGGCUUAAUGUGUUUGUACUCAUCUUUUGUGGCCUUCAAGAACUGCUCAGUGGAUGGAUUGAUAGAAAGUGUCAAACUAUGACAUAUAUGUUCAGUGUUUGCUGUUACAUGUAUAAAUGGUAAGAGAGCACCUACUAUUUAGGCAUGCCAUUUGUAUGUGCUUCUUUUUUUUUUUCUUCAAUCGUUAUUGAAUGGACAGUGUUUGUGUGUAUACAUAUAUACCUGUGCAGUCGCUUUGAAACUUCUGCCUUGAAGUAUUGCAGCCUGCAUUUGAUACAUCUGUGUACCACCUUUGUAAAAGACAUUUGAUUUGUUAGCAGUCACCAAGCACCUUGACGUGAAAUAAAAGUGUUACCUGCA
Messenger RNA from Dermacentor albipictus, 12420 nucleotides. RefSeq names its product clathrin heavy chain 1-like. Gene Ontology annotation, molecular function: clathrin light chain binding; structural molecule activity. The record is from RefSeq and is a predicted model, not a curated record. Gene Ontology annotation, cellular component: clathrin coat of trans-Golgi network vesicle; clathrin coat of coated pit; clathrin-coated endocytic vesicle. NCBI's taxonomy places the organism in Eukaryota, Metazoa, Arthropoda, Arachnida, Ixodida, Ixodidae. Gene Ontology annotation, biological process: receptor-mediated endocytosis; intracellular protein transport.